Messenger RNA from Charadrius vociferus (killdeer), 2206 nucleotides. It is a transcript of the gene CNOT12, whose product is annotated as tankyrase 1 binding protein 1, 182kDa. Gene Ontology annotation, biological process: double-strand break repair; cellular response to ionizing radiation. The annotation marks the transcript as partial. Gene Ontology annotation, cellular component: nucleus; heterochromatin. Lineage: Eukaryota; Metazoa; Chordata; Aves; Charadriiformes; Charadriidae. The record is from RefSeq and is a predicted model, not a curated record. The transcript is spliced from 5 exons.
AUGCUCCCGAAAGCCGGGUACCUCCGGGAGAGCGAGACAGGGGCUAUUUUAAACCAGUGUGACCUGCUCGGCUGGUCGCGGAAGGACCUGUGCAGUGAAUUUGGCAUUGGCAGACCUCGCCAGGCCACCACCUUCGACUGGACCCAUGAGGCUGUGGCCGGGGAGAGAGACUGGCCUGGUGAGACGGAGCAGGACAGGGAAUUCGGGACCAAAUCAAGCUGGGUCAGCACCCGCAGCGUCAGGACUGGGGACCAGCAGGACGGGUCCUUCGGCACCGCCAGGAAGGAUUGGGGCAGCGAUUACAAAGGGACAGAGCUGGUGGGGGAAACGAGACUGGGCUGCAGCGACUGGUCCAAAUCCCAUGGCGCAGAGGAAAGCUGUCUGCAGGAUCAAGACUUUGGUGCCGGCAAACCCAAGUGGGGCACGGGCUAUGGCUUGGACGGCGCAGGCAGCAGGGAGGAGAUCGGCUCCGGGAAGGCUGACUGGAGCAGCAGCUACGGCGUGGGGCACGGCCAGCAGCGGGACGAGGAGCUGAGCUCCAGGCAGCCCAGCUGGGCUGGCAGGUACGGCUCCGGGGACGCGGAGAGCCAGGACAGGGAGGUCACACCUGCCUGGGCUGGCCAAUAUGGCAGCAGCGAUGCGGAGAUGAAGGACAAGGAGCUCACCCCAGACUGGGCCAGUAAAUACAGCAGCAGGGAUGCUGAGACCAAGGACAAGGAUUUUACGCUGGGCUGGGCUGGCAGAUCCAGCACUGGGGACACCGGGACCGCAGACAAGGAGUUCAGCCCCAGCAGACCGGCCUGGGACAGCAAAUACAGCACCAGGGACAUGGAGAACCAGGACCGGGAGUUCAGCCCCAGCAGACCAGCCUGGGACAGCAAAUACAGCACCAGGGACAUGGAGAGCCAGGACAGGGAGUUCAGCCCCAGCAGGCCAGCUUGGACUGGCGAGUACAGCACGCGAGACAUGGAGAGCCAGGACCGGGAGUUCAGCCCCAGCAGACCGGCCUGGGAUAGCGAGUACCGCAGCAGGGAUGUGGAGAGCCAGGACCAGUUCAGGCCCAGCAGACCGGCCUGGGAUAGCGAGUACCGCAGCGGGGACAUGGAGGGCCAGGAGCGGGAGUUCAGCCCCAACAGACCAGCUGAACCCAGCGAGUACAGCACCAGGGACAUGGAGACCCAGGAUGGGGAGUUCGAACCCAGGAGACCGGCCUGGGAUGAUGGGUACAGCAGCAGAGAGAUGGAGACGCAGGACAAGGAGUUCAAACCCAGCAGACCAACCUGGGAUGAUGAGCACAGCACCAGGGACGUGGAGAGCCAGGACCAGGAGUUCAGCCCCAGCAGACCGGCCUGGGGUAGCGAGUACCGCAGCAAGGACAUGGAGACCCAGGACAGCGGGUUCAAACCCAGCAGACCGGCCUGGGAUGACAGAUACAGCACCAGGGACGUGGAGACGCAGGACGGGGAGUUCAGCCCCAGCAGACCAACCUGGGCCAGCGGGUACAGCUCCACGAACACGGAAAAGGAAGAAAGCGAGUUUAGUCCUGGCCGGCUGAGCUGGGCUGGUGAGCGCAGCAUUGGCCAAACUGAGCUGGUCGAUGCUUUUGGUGUCAGGAAAGGUGACCUGCCUGCCGCCCGUGGCCCCGAUCCCCUGGCCCAGGAGCCCGGCUGGGGCAGCACUGACCGGCAGGAGCGUGGUACCACCCAUAGCAGGGACUGGGCUGAAGAGCUUGGAGGAGCCGAAAGCACCCGUCUCUGGGACGCCAGCCUGCCGAUGGGUGACGCUCCGGCCGACCCCCCAGCUGCCAUGUCCCCCGGGAGUGAGCCGCCCAGCCCCACCGCGGAGGAGAGGGACCUCCCGGAGCCGGCCGCUGCCCCCCGGAGCCCCGGGGCCUCCCCUCUGCUGAUGGAGGCUGCCGGCGGGACACUGCCAGACACGCAGAGCGAAGAAGCCCCCUCGGACCACCCGGAUGGGAAGAGACCACCGAGCUGGGAGGAGAAGCGGCUCUCCCUGGGUGCCCCUCAGCCCGAGGGACCCACGGACCCCACUGGGCAGGAAUUCACCUUCCUGGAGGACACGGAGGUCCUGGACAGCAGCGUGUACCGCAGCAAGGCCAACCUGGGCCGCAAGCGCAGGCACCGGGCACCGGCCCUCCGUCCCGGGGCCACCUCGGAGGGGGACAGCUGGAUCUUCCGGGACUCCACAG